AUGGGACUCGGCGCUCUAUGGGACUCGGCGCUCUAUAUAUGGGACUCGGCGCUCUAUAUAUGGGACUCGGCGCUCUAUAUAUGGGACUCGGCGCUCUAUAUAUGGGACUCGGCGCUCUAUAUAUGGGACUCGGCGCUCUAUAUAUGGGACUCGGCGCUCUAUAUAUGGGACUCGGCGCUCUAUAUAUGGGACUCGCCGCUCUAUAUAUGGGACUCGGCGCUCUAUAUAUGGGACUCGGCGCUCUAUAUAUGGGACUCGGCGCUCUAUAUAUGGGACUCGGCGCUCUAUAUAUGGGACUCGCCGCUCUAUAUAUGGGACUCGGCGCUCUAUAUAUGGGACUCGGCGCUCUAUAUAUGGGACUCGCCGCUCUAUAUAUGGGACUCGCCGCUCUAUAUAUGGGACUCGCCGCUCUAUAUAUGGGACUCGCCGCUCUAUAUAUGGGACUCGCCGCUCUAUAUAUGGGACUCGCCGCUCUAUAUAUGGGACUCGCCGCUCUAUAUAUGGGACUCGCCGCUCUAUAUAUGGGACUCGCCGCUCUAUAUAUGGGACUCGCCGCUCUAUAUAUGGGACUCGCCGCUCUAUAUAUGGGACUCGCCGCUCUAUAUAUGGGACUCGCCGCUCUAUAUAUGGGACUCGCCGCUCUAUAUAUGGGACUCGCCGCUCUAUAUAUGGGACUCGCCGCUCUAUAUAUGGGACUCGCCGCUCUAUAUAUGGGACUCGCCGCUCUAUAUAUGGGGCUCGCCGCUCUAUAUAUGGGCUCGCCGCUCUAUAUAUGGGGCUCGCCGCUCUAUGGGGCUCGCCGCUCUAUGGGGCUCGCCGCUCUAUGGGGCUCGCCGCUCUAUGGGGCUCGCCGCUCUAUGGGGCUCGGCGCUCUGGGGCUCGGCACUCCAUGGGACUCGGCGCUUCAUGGGACUCGGCGCUUCAUGGGACUCGGCGCUCUAUGGGACUAGGCACUAG
Molecule: messenger RNA, 957 nt
Organism: Lineus longissimus
Lineage: Eukaryota; Metazoa; Nemertea; Pilidiophora; Heteronemertea; Lineidae
Exons: 1
Coding region: 1-957 (318 amino acids)
Source: RefSeq, a predicted model, not a curated record